AUGUACACUAUUCCAAAACAUACUAUUCCAGAAGCCCCACUCAAACUUACAUUCGUUGUUGUAGGUGCAGGUUUGGGAGGUGUUUCUGCAGCUAUUGGUCUCAGAUUAGCUGGUCACAAAGUCUUACUUCUUGAAGCUGCCCAUGAAUUAGCUGAAGUUGGUGCUGGUAUCCAAAUUCCACCUCCAUCCAUCAAAGUGUUAAAUGCCUUUGGUGUUUUGGAACAAGUUGAAAAAGUUUCCAUCUUUCCUAAUGAUAUACAUAUUCAUAGAUGGGAGGAUGGUAAAUUAUUAUCACAACAAAAUUUAGUUCCAUAUACACUUGAAAAAUACAAUGGACACUAUUUACAUAUCCAUCGUGCUGAUUAUCACUCGGCGCUUGUUGCAAGAGCCUAUGAAGUUGGAGUCGAAGUUCAUUUGAAUGCAAGAGUUUGUUCUGCUGAUUUUGAAACAUCAACUGUGAUAACUGAAGCUGGUCAAACCUUUAGUGGUGAUGUUAUUAUUGGUUAUGAUGGGGUCAAGUCAUGUUUACGUUCUCUUAUUUUGGGUAGAGAAGAUUUGGCUUAUAAUACUGGUGAUUUAGCCUAUCGUGCGUUGAUUGAUGUUGAGAAAAUGAAAGAAUAUCCUGAAUUAACUCAUCUUUGGACUAAGCCAGAUAUUCAUUUCUGGUGGGGACCAAAAAUGCAUGUUGUAUUGUACUUCUUACAAGGAGGUAAGACAUGUAACGUUGUUGUAUUAAGUCCAGACACAUUACCCGAAAAUGUCUUUAUUCAAGAAGCUACUAAGGAAGAAUUAUUGGAAAUAUUUGCUGACUGGGAUCCUACUUUGAAAACUUUAUUCCAAUUGAUUCAUUCUACUGCUAAAUGGCGUUUACAAAACUCACGAGAAUUAGAUACUUGGACUCACUCAACUGGUAAUUGUAUUAUUUUGGGUGAUGCUUCCCAUGCUACUUUACCUUAUUUAGCAAGUGGUGCUUCACAAGCCGUCGAAGAUGCUGCAGUCUUAACUGGGUUAUUCAGUCGUAUUGAAAGUAAAUCUCAAAUCCAUGAAUUAUUAGAAUUAACUGAAUCCUUACGUAAAUGGAGAUCCACUCAAGUUGUUCAAGGUUCGACCAAUUGUCAAAAUAUUUACCAUAUGUUGGAUGGAGAAUCUCAAGUGGCUAGGGAUGCUAAGAUGCAAAUUCAACCUCCAGCUAUUGGAUGUCCAAACAGAUUUGCUGAUCCUGUUUUCCAAAAUUUCCUUUGGGGUUAUGAUGCUUUAGAAGAAGCUGAAAGAGGUUGGAAAGAAUUCAAAGAAGGUCGUAAAGCUACUUAUACAUAUAAGAACUUGUAUGAAGAUGCAAGAUUGUAA
This is a messenger RNA of Hemisphaericaspora subhashii, 1347 nucleotides long. RefSeq lists its product as uncharacterized. Gene Ontology annotation, biological process: secondary metabolite biosynthetic process. The record is from RefSeq and is a predicted model, not a curated record. Gene Ontology annotation, molecular function: FAD binding; monooxygenase activity. The transcript has a single exon. Lineage: Eukaryota; Fungi; Ascomycota; Pichiomycetes; Serinales; Debaryomycetaceae. The coding region runs from base 1 to 1347 and encodes 448 amino acids.